AAGCCACAUCUGUUUUGGCAUGAAAUCUCCAGAAGAGAUGCGUCAGCAAGCUCACAUUCAAGUGGUCAGCAAAAACUUGUAUAGUCAGGACAACCAUCACUCUCCGCUGCAGUAUGGAGUACUUGACCAUCGCAUGGGCACCAGUGAAAAAGACCGACCUUGUGAAACGUGUGGAAAAAACCUAGCUGAUUGUUUAGGACAUUAUGGGUACAUUGACUUAGAACUGCCGUGUUUUCAUGUUGGAUACUUCAAAGCUGUCAUAGGCAUCUUACAGAUGAUCUGCAAAACCUGUUGCCGUAUCAUGCUGUCAGUAGAAGAAAAAAAACAAUUUUUGGAUUACCUGAAACGACCUGGCCUUACAUAUCUUCAGAAGAGAGGGCUGAAGAAGAAAGUGUCUGAAAAGUGCAGAAAGAAAAACACUUGUCCUUACUGUGGUGCCUUUAACGGAACUGUGAAGAAGUGUGGCUUGUUGAAAAUAAUACAUGAAAAGUACAAGACCAAUAAGAAAGUGGUAGAUCCAAUAGUAUCUACUUUUCUCCAGUCCUUUGAAACUGCCAUUGAACAUAACAAAGAAGUAGAACCCUUACUGGGAAGAGCUCAGGAAAACUUGAAUCCAUUAGUAGUAUUGAACCUCUUUAAAAGAAUCCCCGCAGAAGACAUCCCUUUGCUUCUAAUGAACCCAGAAGCCGGCAAACCUUCAGAUUUGAUCCUCACAAGACUCUUAGUGCCUCCACUGUGCAUCAGACCCUCAGUUGUGAGUGACCUCAAGUCUGGCACCAACGAAGAUGACUUGACAAUGAAAUUGACGGAGAUCAUUUUCCUCAAUGAUGUAAUAAAAAAGCAUAGGAUAUCGGGAGCCAAAACACAGAUGAUCAUGGAAGACUGGGACUUCCUUCAGCUGCAGUGUGCCCUGUACAUCAACAGUGAGCUCUCGGGAAUUCCUCUCAACAUGGCACCUAAAAAAUGGACCAGAGGUUUUGUUCAGAGACUUAAAGGAAAGCAAGGUCGGUUUAGAGGCAAUCUGUCUGGAAAGCGAGUGGAUUUCUCUGGCAGAACUGUCAUUUCACCUGAUCCCAACUUAAGAAUAGAUGAAGUAGCAGUGCCUAUUCAUGUUGCUAAAAUACUAACCUUUCCUGAAAAGGUGAACAAAGCGAAUAUUAAUUUUAUGAGGAAACUUGUCAGUAACGGUCCUGAUGUUCAUCCUGGAGCGAACUUCAUACAGCAAAGGCACACACAGAUGAAAAGAUUUUUAAAAUACGGAAACCGAGAAAAGAUGGCCCAAGAGCUGAAGUUCGGUGAUAUCGUGGAGCGACAUCUUAUAGACGGUGACAUAGUCCUGUUCAACCGACAGCCCUCUCUUCAUAAGCUGAGCAUUAUGGCUCACAUUGCUAGAGUAAAACCUCACAGGACGUUCAGAUUUAAUGAAUGUGUCUGUACACCAUACAAUGCAGACUUUGAUGGAGAUGAGAUGAACCUUCAUCUUCCUCAGACAGAAGAAGCAAAAGCAGAAGCACUUGUUUUAAUGGGGACUAAAGCAAACUUGGUAACGCCAAGAAAUGGAGAACCCCUCAUUGCUGCUAUUCAAGAUUUCCUCACAGGUGCUUAUCUUCUUACAUUAAAAGAUACCUUUUUUGAUCGAGCCAAAGCCUGUCAAAUUAUUGCUUCUAUCCUGGUUGGCAAGGAUGAAAAGAUUAAAGUUCGUCUUCCACCUCCAGCAAUUCUGAAGCCUGUAACACUCUGGACAGGAAAACAGGUUUUCAGCCUCAUCCUCAAACCCAGUGAUGAUUGUCCUGUAAAAGCUAAUCUACGAACCAAGGGCAAGCAGUAUUGCGGCAGAGGGGAAGACCUGUGUUACAAUGACUCUUAUGUCACAAUUCAAAACAGUGAGUUAAUGAGUGGCAGCAUGGACAAAGGAACCUUAGGUUCAGGAUCCAAGAACAACAUCUUCUACAUCUUACUGAGAGACUGGGGACAGGUAGAAGCUGCAGAUGCCAUGUCACGACUUGCCAGACUUGCUCCCGUCUAUCUCUCUAAUCGUGGCUUUUCAAUUGGAAUUGGUGAUGUAACUCCUGGGCAGGGCCUGCUAAAAGCGAAGUAUGAGCUCCUGAAUGCUGGCUAUAAGAAAUGUGAUGAGUAUAUUGAAGCUCUGAACACUGGCAAGCUACAACAGCAGCCUGGAUGUACUGCAGAAGAGACACUAGAGGCCUUAAUCCUUAAAGAGCUGUCUGUUAUCAGAGAUCACGCUGGCAGCGCCUGUCUCAGAGAACUGGACAAGAGCAACAGUCCCCUUAUCAUGGCCCUCUGUGGUUCUAAAGGUUCCUUCAUUAAUAUAUCCCAGAUGAUUGCUUGUGUAGGUCAGCAGGCUAUCAGUGGGUCCCGAGUCCCUGAUGGAUUUGAGAACAGAUCCUUGCCUCACUUUGAGAAGCAUUCUAAGCUCCCAGCAGCAAAAGGCUUUGUUGCUAAUAGCUUCUAUUCUGGGCUGACUCCAACUGAAUUUUUCUUUCAUACAAUGGCUGGUCGAGAAGGUCUGGUUGACACGGCUGUAAAAACGGCCGAAACGGGAUAUAUGCAGAGGCGGCUGGUUAAAUCACUUGAAGAUCUUUGCUCGCAGUAUGAUUUAACAGUCAGAAGUUCUACUGGUGACAUUAUACAGUUUAUUUAUGGAGGAGAUGGCUUGGAUCCUGCAGCCAUGGAAGGGAAGGAUGAACCCCUGGAAUUCAAGCGAGUUCUAGACAAUAUCAGAGCUGUGUAUCCAUGCCGAAGUGAGCCAGCCCUUAGUAAAAACGAAUUGGUGUUAACGUCCGAGUCCAUCAUGAAGAAGAAUGAAUUUCUUUGCUGCCGAGACAGUUUUCUACAG
Molecule: messenger RNA, 2857 nt
Organism: Eurypyga helias (sunbittern)
Lineage: Eukaryota; Metazoa; Chordata; Aves; Eurypygiformes; Eurypygidae
Gene: POLR3A
Product: polymerase (RNA) III (DNA directed) polypeptide A, 155kDa
Exons: 20
Biological process (GO): DNA-templated transcription
Molecular function (GO): DNA binding; DNA-directed RNA polymerase activity
Source: RefSeq, a predicted model, not a curated record